Molecule: messenger RNA, 1938 nt
Organism: Mycotypha africana
Lineage: Eukaryota; Fungi; Mucoromycota; Mucoromycetes; Mucorales; Mycotyphaceae
Exons: 3
Coding region: 1-1938 (645 amino acids)
Source: RefSeq, a predicted model, not a curated record
AUGUCAGAGAUCAGUCACAGUAACAGUAGUAGUGAUCAACCGUUGCAUCCUACGCCACUACUGCAGCCACAGGAUCAGUCGUCCUCCUCCAAUGAACUCAUUCACAUGUUGAAAAAAACCACGAAAACAGGCGGUGCGGCUGUGGAUAUCUUGAAAAAUCGAGUGGCAGGCACCUUUCCCUGGAUCAAUACAACAUCGGACAGCAAAGCAAAGCUCGCCACAUCACCCACUUCGUCUGGAUCGGAGGUGACUUCCCCUUCGCCGUCGGUGACCUCCUCUCCCUCUCGUUCUCAACAGGCCCAGCAGCCACCACCGUCCUCCUCUCCGAACAGUUCAAGCCAUCUAUCAAAGAAGUCUCUUUCCGAAAAAUCAUCUCGAAAGCCUUCACCUUUAUUAUUCACUCAAACAUCGUCUCAAAAGAAUCUAUCAGCAACACCAUCUCCCCCUUUAUUAACUGCAUCCACUCGUCAUAGUAAGAAACGUAUACCCUCGAUUCGUAGAAAUAACAAACAUAAUACCUCUUUAGAACCUAAUACUACUACUACUAUUGUACCACUCACCUCUCCUAUCGCACUCAACCCUACCUUCUACGAUUAUAAUACCCAUACCCAUCAUUCUUACGCACUUGCAUCUUCUACUUCACCCUACUUACGCAAAUCCAAAUCAGCAGAGUCAAACGCUGCAACAUUCACUAGCCCCAAAUCAGCACCUAUUUUGAGCUCGAGUCGUUUCUUUUUUACUGCCUCCCCCAACACACCCAGCGGCAAACCAUCCAAUACAGAUGAUCACUAUCAUUUAGAAUCCACAUUAGACGAUGAAAAAAGAAAAGGUACACUAUUUGAGAAAGCAUUCGGGAAGCAACAGAAGGAAGAUGUUGAUGAAAAAGUUUUCAAGGAGGAUAUUGAAGAACGCGGAGAGGACACUGAAGAAGAAGAAGAAGAAGAAAAAGAGGAUAAGGUAAAGGAAGACGAAGAGGAGGGCGAUUUUGUGCCCUAUCUCCCUCACAGCCAGAAACAGGAUGUUGUAAGACGCUAUCACCGUACGCGAUCUCUGUCAGACAGUCUACUUUUUGAUCCUGGCUAUUUGACAACCAUUCAACAGCAACAAAAUACAGAGUGGAAGAAGGAAAGCGAUCCAGGCGGAAAUGAUCUUACCCCUGAGAAACUAAAACGAUCCAACACGAUGACCCUGGGCACCAGCAGCUAUAGCCGCUUGAUGCCUCAUGCCAUCGAUAUGGAUGAUCUUAUCUUCAACGCGGAUGUGUAUGGAAAAGAAGCUUCUACCAUGGUGGAUGGUAGGGACGAAACUGCUCCACAGCGACCCAAGACGAUCAUGAAUGUACAAACUUACCUCAUUUUCGAACGCCUGUUGCAAAAACAACGUCAACUUGAGCAAUAUUACCAACAAGUCAAAUCGAUUGCCGCCGUUUACGAAAAAACAGCCGAUCGUUUAAAGAUGACUUACGAAAACCGAAUGAAGGCAUUUGAACAACUGCAGUCAAAGUCGAGGCGAGUGAUAGAUGAGCAAUCGACUACAGCUCAAAGAUUGAAACACGUCGAAGAUCAUAGUGCUAAGCUUCACUAUGAAUUGAACGUGCUGAAUGACAAGUUGAAAGAAAUUGAAGAGAAUGUAGGCACUUUCUUUGGCAAAGUGGGGGUUCUGGAGAGAAAGAUGGGUGUUUCUGGUGCGAGGACUUCCCCUGCGUCUCCUUCACAAGCAACCACAGGCCAGUCGAGUGCUUCAGCAUCCAUGAUGAUUGUUGGCAAUUACCUCAACCAUUAUUGGACAAAAAUAUCUCAGUGGAUGACUUGGUUGCAACCAAAGGAAUCUUUAUCGCAUGAUCAAAAUCGAAUUGCUGAAAAAGAAGCAAUGGCAAACCCUUUAACAUCAUUACGAACUUCGGCUCGCGAACAUUUACAACGUAGAGGCAGUUUCUAG